Peronospora matthiolae is the source of this 297-nucleotide messenger RNA. The record is from the annotation of a GenBank genome assembly. Lineage: Eukaryota; Oomycota; Peronosporomycetes; Peronosporales; Peronosporaceae.
AUGCUGGCGCACGUGGAGGUGGUCACGAAAGAAAGGGAGACAACUGAAGCUUGGCUAGAAAACGACGUGAGGGCUCUUGACAUUAUCGCGCAGGGUGUGGAGCUACAACACCCGACAAAGAAACUUUCAUCUACGCGUGCGAUUCAAGCGUGGUUAAUGCUUAGCGAGUUCUACAAUCGAACUACACUACACAAUUGGGCCACGAUGCCACGCCGCUUCCACGAGUUCAAGAUGGAUGCUAUAAUGGCCAUGGCAAAGCAUUUGGACGCCUUCGAUCAGCUCGUUGUCGGUCUUUAG